UCAAUUCAGUUCAUUUUGGAUAUUCUCUAGUUUGGUUGUUGUACCUUAACCUUUUCCUGUUAGAAACUGGAUGAAUCUUCGAGAUGCAGAGACGGGCAAGGUGCUGUGGCAAGGAACUGAGGACCUCUCUGUACCGGGAGUAGAACAUGAAGCUCGUGUCCCAAAGAAGAUCCUGAAGUGUAAGGCAGUGUCCAGAGAACUGAACUUUUCCUCCUCAGAGAAACUGGAGAAGUUCAGACUGGAGCAGAAAGUUUUCUUCAAAGGGCAGUGUCUAGAAGAAUGGUUCUUUGAGUUUGGUUUUGUUAUCCCCAACUCCACCAACACAUGGCAGUCUCUAAUAGAAGCAGCUCCAGAAUCCCAGAUGAUGCCAGCCAAUGUUUUAACUGGUAAUGUGAUCAUAGAGACCAAGUUCUACGAUGAUGACCUCCAUGUCAGUACCUCCAGGGUACGACUUUUCUACGUCUGACCUUUGACCCCUUACACCUGACUCUACCUUCCAAAAUGCUGAUGUCCUGCCAAGGUCUAUAAAUUACCAAGGUUAGCUACAAUUUGCAGCAGUAAACAGCUCAUUGCCGACUUGGGAUCAGCACAUUUGGGUGAAACACAGCUGUGGUCCCACAGUGAAAGAAGUGAGCUUUGUGUAUGGUUGUUCUCUUGUUUUGUGUUGACCUGAAAACGUCUUCUAGACCUUGAGAGGAGAGGAAAGAGGAGGAGAAAGCUCUAUGUUGCAUCCUCAAAUUCAAUUCAAAUGACACGAAUUAUGUUUUUUUUAAAUUCUGCCCUCUCUCACUCCAAGGUUGCAUUUACUCAGGAACAUACAGAAACCGUACAAGCAUACCAGACCUGUAACCUGUCUGAUCUUCUCCUUUCUGUCUGAACAUGGAAACACUGCUCUCUGUGUGUCAGCCGUUUAAACACAAGCAACAUGUCAGUGUCAUGGGAAGAUGUAGCUAAGUGUCUCUUUUUAGCUACGUUCAAAAGUUCUUCAUCAUAAAACAUUUCCUUUAGCUGUGUCCCAUUCCAGAGGCUACCUCCUGUCAGUUUAUCAUCAUAGGUAAAUAAGGCUGUCCCCUGUUUACAUUUGUAGAACCUCAAGAUCCACGGUUCAGUUUUGUGUUUCUAUUUAUUAUCAGAGAAAUGGAAAUUAUACAGAUUUAUUUGAACACAUUUACUUUGUCUGCCAACAACUCAACACUGAAAGGUGGUCUCUGUGAGGCCAAGUACUGCUCAUGUAGUUUUAGUCCUCUGAAGGAAACACCUUUGCAGGCAGCCUCUGCAGCGGGGCACAGCUUCUAACCCUUUCCUGUAUUCUGACUCUGAACUAGUUUAGAACAGUAGUUUUUAGUGUAGUGUGAGGGACGACUAAGCGCCUGUUUUUAUUCUAGUCCACCACAAGAGCAGCUGGUUUAACAGGAUUGCUUCUUGUCUGUUGUUUGGAAUGAAAACCUGCACACUGUUGUCAUGAUGACAUAUUUGAAAAGCGCUGUGUCUGAGGAACAUUCAUCGGCAAAGGUGGUGGUAGUGGGGGGGUUUGUUACAUUCAUUUAUGUGCUAGUACUUGACUUUCAGAGGUAUACUUUAUUUAAAAUAUUCAACUAAAUCAUCAUUAGGUGUAGACCGAGACAUGCAUAAAUGAUUAUUUCUUUUUUACAAAUUUAUCCCAACUAGACCCAGAUGUUAAACAGCCGCUUAAAGUUUUUAACGCAGCUCUGCUCUGUACGUCCUGACUAGAUUUUUAACUUUGAAUUUCCCUCCACUACACUACAUUCAUGUCAUGUUUAUUUUUUCUUAGCUGCUAACUGAGCUGUGUAAAAUAGAUUUGUGUUUUAAUAUGACAGGAUCUGUGAAUUAAAGUCAUCCAAUGUUACAUGCACGUGUGUGAGCUGAUCAUGUUUGACCCCUCAAAACCCUUUAACAUAGUGACAAAAAUGCAUUGUCAUCUUGCAAAAACAGCUAUAUUCUGAAAACCUGAGAUUUUGGAAACACAAGGGGACUGUUCGGUCAAAUCAUAUUUGGUUAUUUUUGAAUUAUAAACACAGUGUGACUACAUCUAUUUAGGUUCAGCUAAUUCUUGAAGGCUUACUUGUACUGAUGUUAAUUGAUACAAGGAACCACCCCUGUGGUUUAGUUGAGACAGGUUAUUUUGUAGAUAGUAGAACAUAUUUAAGGGAGUUUUUGUUUGUCAGUAAAGAGGGAAGAUGUGUGCAUAUGAUGUUGUAUUAAGUUUGAUUUGUGUUCCAUAUUCCUCACUUCAGCCAAGUUAACUAUUAAGGUGGUUGUUGUUUUCUUUGCAACUUGUGGAGUUACAUGUGUCUCAUGGUUGCAUGGUGUAAAUAAAUCACUUUUUUAGUCUUUGA
Molecule: messenger RNA, 2357 nt
Organism: Micropterus salmoides (largemouth bass)
Lineage: Eukaryota; Metazoa; Chordata; Actinopteri; Centrarchiformes; Centrarchidae
Product: retinal rod rhodopsin-sensitive cGMP 3',5'-cyclic phosphodiesterase subunit delta
Exons: 4
Coding region: 71-466 (131 amino acids)
Biological process (GO): sensory perception of light stimulus
Cellular component (GO): cytoplasm
Source: RefSeq, a predicted model, not a curated record